Drosophila willistoni is the source of this 1349-nucleotide messenger RNA. It is a transcript of the gene nmd, whose product is annotated as outer mitochondrial transmembrane helix translocase. The record is from RefSeq and is a predicted model, not a curated record. Gene Ontology annotation, cellular component: mitochondrial outer membrane. Gene Ontology annotation, molecular function: ATP binding; ATP hydrolysis activity. The transcript is spliced from 2 exons. Lineage: Eukaryota; Metazoa; Arthropoda; Insecta; Diptera; Drosophilidae. The coding region runs from base 70 to 1197 and encodes 375 amino acids.
UACAAAAUAUUGUAAAAGGGGCUACGCCGAGUCAAUUGAAUUCAAAAAAUUAUUAAGAAUUAAAUAGAAAUGGAUAAUUUUAGUUUCGGAAGUUCAGAUAUCACAAGGGGUCAAGUGUUUCAAGCAUUGAUACGAAUAUCAUUUGCCUCGCUUGUUACAUAUUAUUCCGUAAAAUGGAUGAUGAACCAAUUGGACCCUACGAGUAAAAAUAAGAAAAAAGCAAAAUUGCUUGCAGAAGAACAGUUGAAAAGAUUGAGUAAAGAAGACGGAUUAAAACUAACUACUCAGGAAUUUAGUGAUUAUGAAUUAAUGAUUGCAUCACACCUAGUCGUUCCAGCUGACAUCAAGGUUCAGUGGAGCGAUAUCGCCGGACUUGACUUGGUUAUUCAGGAGCUUAGGGAGUCUGUCGUCCUGCCUGUACAACAUAAAGAUUUGUUUAAGAGUUCUAAACUUUGGCAAGCUCCUAAGGGUGUGUUGCUCCAUGGACCACCCGGCUGCGGAAAGACUUUGAUUGCUAAGGCAACUGCCAAGGAAGCCGGCAUGAGGUUUAUAAAUUUAGACGUGGCCAUUCUGACCGAUAAAUGGUAUGGCGAAUCACAAAAGCUAGCUUCCGCAGUGUUUUCACUGGCCGCCAAAAUUCAACCGUGCAUAAUUUUUAUAGACGAAAUUGAUUCGUUCCUGCGUGCUCGGAACUCUACUGAUCACGAGGCAACAGCUAUGAUGAAAACUCAGUUUAUGAUGUUAUGGGACGGUUUAAGCACAGAUUCCAAGUCCUCGGUUAUUGUAAUGGGUGCGACUAAUCGGCCACAGGAUCUGGAUAAAGCUAUCGUACGCCGAAUGCCAGCACAGUUCCACAUUGGUCUUCCAACAGAAUUGCAGAGAAAAGAAAUUUUAAAACUAAUUCUAGAAUCUGAGGAAAUCAGCGAGGACGUUGACCUUAAUCGUUUGGCAAAAUUAACCAACGGCUAUUCUGGAUCAGAUCUUCGAGAAAUGUGCCGUAACGCUUCAGUACACAGAAUGAGACAGUUUAUGCGAGUUAACGACAAUAUAUUGCAGUCUUCAAAUUCUAAUGCAAAUAUUAACAAAAAAGAGAUUUCUAUGACAAUGGAUGAUCUAUUGAGUUCACAUAUGAAAAUAAGGGAAUCUAAAAUGCACACGGGAAAUCUAUUAUUGGAUAAUAGAAUUGAGCUAGAUUAAGAAAUCAACUGUCAAUGAAAUUGGCUAAUUACAGACGCAUUGUAUGUAUAUAAUAGUCAAUAAAAAAACAAAAAUUGCCCACAUAUUCAAUAUUAUAACCCUGUACUUCAACUAAACAUUAUAAAUAUACAUAUUUCAUAAUUACAAACAUA